AUGGGCUGGCUACCUUCCAUCUUUGGCGGCGACGCUCCUAAUCCGCUCGGCAAGCUCGAUCCCAAGCUCCGGGAGUUUCUCGAAAAAGAGUCGCCAGUAAAAUACAUCCCCAACCAGGCCCCGACAUCAACGCAGCGCCAGGAUGCACCAGCCGCGGUAGAGCCAAAGGCUGGCCCGGCUGCAGUUCCGGCUGCGAGCCUGUAUCAAGACGGACGAUAUGCGCAUCUGUGGAAGAACUACAGACCGCUGGCAGAGGUCGAGGAAGAGACAUCAACCGACCACGAUAAGCUGAUGGCCGUGUUGGAGGGGUACAAGGAGCGCAAGGCUGCAAUCGCUAGGGCUGGACUCGAGAACUGUGCGCCGCAGCAAGAAGAAUGGAUCAACUGCAUGAAAAACGGCAGCUGGGAAGAUCAACUCCAGAUGUGUAGGCAUCAAGUACGGCGUUUUGAGAGAUGCUACACUAUGCAAUCCAGAUUUCUAAGGGCGCUGGGUUAUGGAUCAGUAGCAGGGCGACCAGCCGAGGUGGACGAAGAUAUCCAACUCCACGCCGAUGCGCUGUUCCAAAGGAUGCUCCAGCACGAAGCCGAGGUCGAAAAGGCCAAAGAAAACGGCACCCUCAUCCCAACAUUCGACCCUUCAAUCCCCAAAACAACAGCCACUCCCGCGACUGCCGUCAAGCCCUCCGAAGAGCUUCAGAAACAGUGGAAAGAGAAGCUGGACCAGCUACCCGAAGACGAGAGAGCAGCAGAAGAGGCCGCCCUUCGAGCAGACUUGCAAGCCAAAGCAGAUGUUGCGCGAAACGUCAAGAAGAUCUGGGACGCCAAGAGAGAGGAGAGAGAGGUGCGACGAGCGGAAGGUCAAGCAACGUUCUCAGAUACGAUUGCUUCGCUCUUCAGCAGGGGUAAAUGA
This is a messenger RNA of Trichoderma asperellum CBS 433.97, 909 nucleotides long. RefSeq lists its product as uncharacterized. The record is from RefSeq and is a predicted model, not a curated record. NCBI's taxonomy places the organism in Eukaryota, Fungi, Ascomycota, Sordariomycetes, Hypocreales, Hypocreaceae.